AUGAGCAAGCGGGCCGUGCCGAGGCGUGACAUCACCAAAACCAAGGGCACGCGGGAAGUCGGGGUCCCCAACACGUCAACAUCUCUUAUCCGGCGCGGAGUGACGAAUACCACCCAUAAGGAAGAAAAGACGCACAGGGCGACGACGUGGUCGCACGUACCGAAAAUCAUCAUGGCAGCGGAAGCCUCGGCGGUAUCGCGAUGCUUCAUCUGCCUGGGUGACGCAGGCGAGGAGGGCGACAUAUCUGACUGGGUGCACCCAUGCCCGUGCUCGCUCGAAGCCCAUCACGCGUGCUUGCUCCAAUGGGUCGACGAGUGCGAGCGCGAGAGCAAGCCCCUCAAGUGCCCCGUGUGCCAGGCGCCUAUACGCGUGGAGGGGGCAAAAGACCUUGCGGUUGAGCUGAGCGAUGCCAUCCGAAAUUUUGUCAACGGCGUGUCGCCCAUCGCGAUCGGCUCCAUGUUUGGUGGCGCUGUUAUGGCGGGGCAGGCCCUCUACGGCUUCCACGCCAUCCGAAUCUUUGCUGGGGAGGAGGCCGUCUUGAAUAUACUAGGGACGGGAACGAAACCCCACAGGACCGCGCCGCCGGAUGAUGGUGGCAUGGGCGGUGGGCUACGCGAAAUCAUAAACAAUCUCGCAGAUAACCUCGGCGGGGGCGAGGACCUUCAGGCCAACGAAAGGGUGGAGGUGUGGUUCGACGAGGGCGCGGAUGGAAAUGAGGCUGAGCUGAUCAUCGACAUCAUAGAAGAGGUGACAGACGAUGAAGAGGGGGAUGCCGAGGAGGGCAUGCCGAGAGACGAAGGGGAAUGGGUUUCCGAUGAAGAUGAACCAGCAGCAGAAGAAGAAAGGGAAGGUGAACCGUCCACGACGCCCAACCAACGCCUGGCCCUGGCCAUCUGCGACUUCCUCACCAAGUCGCUCUCCGACGGCACCCUCCCCGCCGACGACCGGGACUCGAUCGACGUCGCGAUAAACUGCAUCGCCGAGUCCUUCAAGGUCGACCCCGCGGCCGCGUCCGCCGCGGACGAGCCCCUCCUCCAAAUCUACACCGCCUACGAGUCCACCCGCGGCGCCUCCGCCCCCGAGCCGACCGAGGAGCAGAAGAAGGAGGGCGAGACCCUCAAGUCGCGCGGCAACGCCGCCAUGGCCGCCAAGGACUACGCCAAGGCCAUUGAUCUCUACACCCAGGCCCUCGACCUGCACCCCGCAACGCCCGCCCGCGCCGACGCCGAGGCCGCCGUCGCCAUCGAUCCCACCUACACCAAGGCCUGGUCCAGGCUCGGCCUCGCCAGCGACGCCAUGAAGAAGGGCUACGAGACGGCCAAGCGCCGCGUCGACGAGGUCGAGGGAGGCGACGCUAACCUUUCCCCAGGAACAGGGCCUCCCCGCUGCUGCCUCCCCGCCGGCGGCCCCGGCGGCAUGCCCGAUCUUUCCAGCCUCGCGAGCAUGUUUGGCGGUGGCGCCGGUGCUGGUGCCGGUGCCGGUGGUGCCGGCGGGCCCGGCGGCAUGGACUUUGCCUCCAUCCUCAACAACCCCAUGUUCCAGAACAUGGCACAGAGCCUCAUGAACAACCCCGAAAUGAUGAGCAGCCUCAUGGGUAACCCCAGGCUACGGGAGAUGGCCAACCAAAUGGGCACCGGUGGCGGCAUGCCCGAUAUUUCUGCCAUGAUGAACGACCCUCUAUCGCCGAGAUCGGUGGCAACAACCAAGGUUAAGGAUGAAGGUAGGAUCUAG
This is a messenger RNA of Parascedosporium putredinis, 1731 nucleotides long. NCBI's taxonomy places the organism in Eukaryota, Fungi, Ascomycota, Sordariomycetes, Microascales, Microascaceae. The record is from the annotation of a GenBank genome assembly.